AGAAGAAGAAGAAAGUGAUUUGGGCCUUCACAAACGGGCCAAUGAUCGAGUACGACCCAGGAAAGCAAACUACCAUCGUCUACCUUCGGGCAGUGGCGAAGCAACUUCUUCAACAUAUGCCGGAGUUCAAUAGCACUCAUCUUUAACCUCUACAAUGCUUUAAACUCACACUAGAACACUUGUUACGCUUCAAUCCAUGACGGAAAACCAGAAACAUGGGCUAGAAUUAAGUAUAGACUCAUCAUCUCAAAGGCCCUUGAAAAUUGGAAAGACCACAGACGAACUUUUUCACGGCGACGAGGAGGAAGCAGAAACCAUGAACCCUAAACCUGGAAUCCAGCGCUACCUUGUCGCAGUCGAAUAUAUUGGAACUCGGUUUUAUGGGUCUCAGCAACAGCCCAACUGCCGUACGGUGGUUGGCGCGCUCGAGGAAGCGUUCCAGAAGUUUAUCGGUCAACCAGUCUCAGUGUUUUGUUCUAGCAGAACUGAUGCUGGAGUACAUGCCUUAUCAAAUGUUUGUCAUGUUGAUGUUGAGCGCAUAAGCAAAAGAAAGCCUGGAGAAGUGUUACCACCUCAUGAACCGGGAGUGGUUCAUAAGGCCGUGAAUCAUUUCUUACAGAAACAUGAAGGUGAUGUUACUGUAGUUGAUGUUCGAAGUGUUCCCAAUGAUUUUCAUGCUAGAUAUAAAGCUCAAGAGCGUACGUACUUUUACCGGUUAGUUUCUGGACCAGAAGCUCUCUCAAGCUUUGAGAAGGAUCGAGCAUGGCACGUGCCUGAGACACUAAAUAUUGGGGCAAUGCAGGAGGCAUGCAAAGUGCUGGUCGGACAUCAUGAUUUUAGCUCCUUCAGGGCAGCUGGUUGUCAGGCAAACUCACCAAUCAGAACUCUGGAUGAACUAAACGUUUGUGAGGUGGCUUCAACUCCUUAUUUUCCAACAUCAAUGGAGCGAAAGCAAAGGCAGGGCAAAGAAGAAAGUGAGAUUGAAGUGCCAUGUUCAGAAACUUGUGAGGUUGGAUUUGGAAUCAGGAGAAGGCAUCGUUGUUUCGUGGUGACAGCACGAGCACGCUCUUUUCUCUAUCAUCAGGUGAGACUGAUGGUUGGAGUUCUUAAAGCAGUUGGCUCUGGAGAUCUAACCGUAGGAGAUGUAGGAAGAAUAUUGGAAGCGAAGAAUGUGAGUUCAGCAAGGCCAAUGGCUCCUGCAUGCGGACUCUACCUCGGCCAUGUCAAAUACGAUCUACCGCCAGCUCCCCAUUGAAUUCAAUCUUGUUGCACCUAAUUCCAUGUUUUCCUUUUUGUUACUAAAAAGAAAAAAGAAAAAACGUUUAGAAAAUCAUUUUUUAAAAAAGAAGUUGCCACAUGGUAAUAUUUUAUUAGAUGGUAGUCUAAAUUGCACUGAGAUAAGUCUAAAUUGCAUUAAGUACUUUUUGAGCUUUACUUAUAUGCAGCUCUCUUUUUUUGACAUCCAAAAUUAAUAGUUGAGUUGAAGUGGAAUCUCAUUCCAUUCUAUACAAAUUUAUUCUCUAAUA
Messenger RNA from Cucumis sativus (cucumber), 1526 nucleotides. RefSeq names its product tRNA pseudouridine synthase A. Gene Ontology annotation, biological process: tRNA pseudouridine synthesis. The record is from RefSeq and is a predicted model, not a curated record. Bases 197 to 1255 code for a protein of 352 amino acids. The transcript is spliced from 10 exons. Gene Ontology annotation, molecular function: RNA binding; pseudouridine synthase activity. Lineage: Eukaryota; Viridiplantae; Streptophyta; Magnoliopsida; Cucurbitales; Cucurbitaceae.